This is a messenger RNA of Anopheles merus, 738 nucleotides long. RefSeq names its product microsomal glutathione S-transferase 1-like. Gene Ontology annotation, cellular component: membrane. The coding region runs from base 147 to 602 and encodes 151 amino acids. NCBI's taxonomy places the organism in Eukaryota, Metazoa, Arthropoda, Insecta, Diptera, Culicidae. The transcript is spliced from 3 exons. The record is from RefSeq and is a predicted model, not a curated record.
ACGUCGGCCCAUACUCCUCCCGGGCAACGCUGACACCCGAACUUGACAUUCAGCCGGGCACUCGCUCUCGCAUUUGCAAUUGCACCGGCGCACAGGCAGGCAGCAUUACAACGCAACCAUCAACAGAUAAAUUCCGCCAAUCAAACAUGACGACCCUGCUGCAGAACGUGAACGAGGAGGUGUUCCGGACGUACGUCUUCUGGACGGCGGUGCUGGUGGUGAAGAUGCUGGCCAUGUCCGUACUGACUGGCCGCCAGCGCUUCCGCAAGAAGGUGUUCGCCAAUCCGGAAGACAUCCAGCCCAGCAAGAAGGGCGCCCAGCCCAAGUUCGACGAUCCGGACGUGGAGCGUGUGCGCCGGGCCCAUCGUAACGAUCUGGAGAACAUUCUGCCGUUCUUUGCCAUCGGGCUGCUGUACAUGCUGACCAACCCGGAGCCGUUCAUCGCGAUCAACCUGUUCCGGGCGGUCGCCAUCGCCCGCAUCGUGCACACGCUCGUGUACGCGGUGGUCGUGAUUCCCCAGCCGGCCCGUGGCCUCUCGUGGGCGAUCGCCUACUUUGCCACCGCGUACAUGGCGGUCAAGACGGCCCUGUUUUUCCUGUAAGACCGUGCGGCACAAGCACAGAAAGCGCUACGAGGGCGUCCAGUAACGCGACGGGAGAAAUAAAUUGUGUGCGAUGGCUGCCUUUGGCGGGGGUGGCAGAUGAGCAUUCCAGCCCGUCGCAUCAUGUUUUACAAAC